AUGGGCGAAUCACGACAGGAACUCAUCCAAUGGCUGAACAGCCUGCUCCAGCUCAACAUCACCAAAGUCGAGCAGUGUGGAACCGGAGCUGCCCUUUGCCAGGUCUUUGACAGCAUCUUCCUCGACAUUCCCAUGUCCCGGGUUAAGUUCAACGUGAACACGGAAUAUGCCUAUAUAACAAAUUUCAAAGUUCUACAGAACUCGUUUGCCAAGCACCAGGUGAACAAGCCGAUCCCGGUCGAGGCUCUGGUCAAGUGCAAGAUGCAGGACAAUCUCGAAUUUCUGCAGUGGUCCAAGCGGUACUGGGACCAGCACUACCCUGGCGGCGACUACGACGCGGUCGCACGGCGAAAAGGCGCCCCUGUCGUCUCGGGCGGCGGGUCUCGGGCGACCGUGUCGGCGGGCGCGCGGAGGACCGGCAGCACGCCGCCAACGACCGGUCCACGGCUGGGCAAGACCGGCGGUAUCGGUGGCGGCGUGGCCAGCGCGGCGCUGCAGCAGGAGAACGCCACGCUCAAGGAGACCGUUGUCGGGCUGGAGCGCGAGCGCGACUUUUACUUUAGCAAGCUGCGCGACAUUGAGCUCCUGAUCCAGCAGGCCGUCGAGGAGGACCCGGAGCUGGAGAAGCAGGAAGACGGCUUGAUCAAGCACAUCCAGAACAUCCUGUACUCCACCGAGGAGGGUUUCGAGAUCCCGGCCGAGGAGGCCGCAGUCGACGACCAGGAGACGUUUUAA
This is a messenger RNA of Grosmannia clavigera kw1407, 735 nucleotides long. RefSeq names its product microtubule associated protein. The transcript has 4 exons. Lineage: Eukaryota; Fungi; Ascomycota; Sordariomycetes; Ophiostomatales; Ophiostomataceae. Gene Ontology annotation, molecular function: microtubule plus-end binding. Gene Ontology annotation, cellular component: spindle midzone; cytoplasmic microtubule; microtubule plus-end. Gene Ontology annotation, biological process: protein localization to microtubule plus-end; regulation of microtubule polymerization or depolymerization; spindle assembly. The record is from RefSeq and is a predicted model, not a curated record. Bases 1 to 735 code for a protein of 244 amino acids.